Messenger RNA from Aureobasidium pullulans EXF-150, 1611 nucleotides. Its product is annotated as putative MFS transporter. The transcript has 7 exons. Gene Ontology annotation, molecular function: transmembrane transporter activity. Gene Ontology annotation, biological process: transmembrane transport. The coding region runs from base 6 to 1445 and encodes 479 amino acids. The record is from RefSeq and is a predicted model, not a curated record. NCBI's taxonomy places the organism in Eukaryota, Fungi, Ascomycota, Dothideomycetes, Dothideales, Saccotheciaceae. Gene Ontology annotation, cellular component: membrane.
ACGCCAUGCAAGACCACGAUGAGAGGGCGCAUUACAAGUCGCGAAUUAUCUCCGUCAUCGCUGCCACUGGCAUAGCUCUCGCUUGUGGAACAAACUACGCGUACUCAGCAUGGGCUCCUCAAUAUGCCGAGCGCAUGAAGCUAUCUGCUACGCAAAGCAACCUUAUCGGCAGCGCUGGUAACAUUGGCAUGUAUGCCUCGGGGAUUCCUUUUGGUAUCUUGAUCGACACAAAAGGUCCUCGAUGGGCUAUCCUUAUUGGUGCCGUCUCCCUGGCCUGUGGCUAUUUCCCACUUUACUCGGCCUACCAGAAGGGUGCUGGAUCUAUGAGCUUCUCGGCUUUGUGUUUCUUCGGCUUUUUGACUGGCAUGGGAAGUUGCUGUGCUUUUGCUGGCUCCAUCAAGGUGUCUGCAACAAAUUGGCCGCAUCACAGAGGAACGGCCACCGCCUUCCCUUUGAGUGGCUUCGGUCUCAGCGCCUUUGUCUUCACUCUAAUUGGCAGCUUCGCUUUCCCUAACGACACUGGAGACUAUUUACUGAUGCUGGCUAUCGGUACCUUUUGCAUGGUCUUUGUUGGCAGUUUCUUCAUGAAGUUGAUGCCUCCUGCAUCCCCAUACCAAGCCGUACCUACUGAGGAUGAAGGGCGGCCGGCACGUAUCAGAAAGAACUCGCACGAUCUUCAGUCGGCGAGUCACAGUAGAGAUGGAAGUAGAUCAAGUCUCCCUGGCGAACCCAAUAUCACAGGAUGGGCACUCGCAAAGAGCCCUGCGUUUUGGAACUUGUUUAUUCUGCUUGGCUUAUUAUGUGGAGUUGGUCUGAUGACCAUCAACAACAUUGGAAACAACGCCAAGACGCUCUGGCACCACUACGAUGAAAAUGCAAGUCAUGACUUUAUUCAAUCUCGACAGUUGAUGCAUGUCGCUAUUCUCUCCAUUGGAUCCUUCUUUGGCCGAUUGUCGUCUGGUAUCGGAUCAGAUUUCGUGGUCAAGCGUCUGCACUCAUCCCGCUACUGGUCGCUUGUGGCCUCGUCACUCAUCUUUACUCUCGCUCAGGUCUUUGGCCUCACGAUUGAGAACCCGACUCACUUGUAUCUGCUCUCCAGCGUUACAGGACUUGGCUACGGUGCGCUAUUUGGUGUGUUCCCUGCGCUCGUUGCAGACGCGUUCGGUGCCGCAGGACUCGGUAUCAACUGGGGAGCCAUGACUAUGUCGCCUGUCAUCUCGGGCAACAUUUUCAACACGGCAUAUGGUGCAAUCUUGGACAGCCACUCAGGUUCAGCCGAUGGACAUCACCGCAUUUGCAACGAUGGCAAGGCUUGCUAUUCUCAGGCAUACACAAUCACUCUUGUUGCCAGUAUUCUAGGUAUUGCUUGGAGUCUGUGGUGCGUUCGUCACGAUACGGAAGAGAAGAAAGCACAAAGGAAGAUGUACGAGGAUCAUCAACCUUGAUAGUCUCUUUUCUGUUGGAUUUUUUCGAACCUUUAACUAUUUCAUAGCGUCUUUCUACAUUUAGGGUGGAUCUUGAUCUACAAUAGAUUUCUUUACUUUGGUGACAUGAAUGGCUUGCUGAACAUUGUACUCUGUGGCUGUGCAAGUAUGUGGCUGAGUAAUGGGC